UGCACAGCUGAGAAAAUUUCCAUGCCUCGAAUUGACAAUGAUAUAAAAUUGGACUAUAAGGAUGUUCUUAUAAGACCUAAGAGAAGUACAUUAAAGACUCGCAUGGAUGUUGACUUAAAGAGAGAGUAUUUUUUUAGAAAUUCAAAGAGAAAGUACCUUGGAAUACCAAUAAUGGCAGCAAAUAUGGAUACUGUAGGAACUUUUGAUAUGGCCAUAGCACUCUAUAAACAUCAACUUUUUACUUGCAUGCACAAAUUUUAUGAUGCUGCUGAUUGGGAAAAAUUUGCUGAAGAAAAUCCCGAUAUUUUAGAAAAUGUUGCAGUAAGUUCAGGUAUUCAAGAUAAUGAUUGGCAAAACCUGAGCCAAAUUAUUAAAAAGGUUCCACUUAUUAAAUAUAUAUGCUUGGAUGUUGCAAAUGGUUAUUCUGAAAGUUUUGUCAAUUUUGUCCGCAAAACUAGAGAGUCCUUUGAUCAAACAUUACUAGCAGGGAAUGUUGUUACUGGUGAAAUGGUGGAAGAAUUAAUUUUAUCUGGUGCUGAUAUCAUAAAGGUGGGAAUUGGUCCUGGAUCAGUUUGUACAACAAGAAGUAAAACUGGGGUUGGUUAUCCUCAAUUGAGUGCUGUAAUUGAAUGUGCAGAUGCUGCUCAUGGCUUAGGAGGACAUAUAGUUGCAGAUGGAGGUUGUACAUGUCCUGGAGAUGUAGUAAAAGCUUUUGGUGCUGGAGCCGAUUUUGUGAUGCUAGGUGGCAUGCUAGCUGGUCAUGAUCAAUCUGGAGGGGAUAAAAUUGAAAAAGAUGGGAAAAUUUAUAAACAGUUUUAUGGAAUGUCAUCAUCAGUGGCUCAAAAAAAAUUUUCUGGGAAGUUGUCAGAAUAUAGAGCAUCUGAAGGCAAAACGGUCGAAAUUCCUUAUAAAGGUGAUGUAAAUAACACAGUGUUGGAUAUCUUAGGCGGAAUGAGAUCAGCUUGCACUUACAUAGGCGCCGCCAAAUUAAAAGAAUUAAGUAGAAGGACAACUUUUAUCCGAGUAUCUCAACAAACGAAUCCAAUAUAUAUGACACAAGAAAUCGCCACUCCCCAUUAUUAUUCCAAUAUAUCUAAAAAUUUAGGCAAUUUAUAAAGAAAAGCAUGAUACUUGAUUAUUUACUGAUUAAUGUAUGAUAUUUUUGAAGUUUUUUAAAAUAAUUAAAUGAAAUUGCCCUAAUAAUUAUUUUUCUAAAUUUAUUU
Molecule: messenger RNA, 1223 nt
Organism: Gordionus sp. m RMFG-2023
Lineage: Eukaryota; Metazoa; Nematomorpha; Gordioida; Chordodea; Parachordodidae
Product: GMP reductase 2-like
Exons: 7
Coding region: 22-1116 (364 amino acids)
Biological process (GO): nucleotide metabolic process
Cellular component (GO): GMP reductase complex
Molecular function (GO): GMP reductase activity
Source: RefSeq, a predicted model, not a curated record